AUGUCGUCGUACCGCGAGGGCAACACCGACCUGAACUUCGCAGAUGGCGUUGAGAGGAGUCCAUCUAAAAAAGCUUCAGCAGAUGUUUCUGGAGCUGGAGGAGUUGAAACUGGAGGAAUCACUGUGGCAGUUGCUGCAGGUGCUGACAUUGUUGUCCUGGGUGGGAGGAUAAUGCUUUGCAAUUGGAGAAAUCUUGACCAUACAACAUUAGAUGACAUAUCACACUUGAAGAAAUCUUCUGAUGAUGCAACCUUGGAUGACACAUCAUACUCAAAGAAGUCUUCUGACCAUGCAACCUUGGAUGAAACGUCAUACUCAAAGAAUCCUUUUGACCAUGCAACCUUAAAUGACACGUCGUCUAGCUCAGAGGUCCUGCCACCAAACAUAUUAAGAAUGCUUUUACCUCCCCAAAAAGUAGUGCCUAGUACAGAAAGAAAGGUGAAAAAGGAUUCAUAUUGGUCAUCUACUUCACAUGAUAGUGAUGGUUGCUGUUUAGCAGAUAGUUCAGAUGGGCCUUUGUGCAAGCAGGAGCCUGUGCAUAGUUCAUAUGGGCCUUUGUGCAAGCAGGAGCAUGUGGAUUACUCUGAGAGGCCUGGCAGACCAGAAUGCCCCUUCCUUAUGAGGUUCGGUGAUUGUAAAUUUGCAUCAGCAUGCAAAUACCACCACUCAAAAGACAAAUACCCAACUAGAUACCAUCCGGAAGUACCAUCACUGGGAGGGGAACAGACAGAAUAUCCCGAGAUACCUGGGGAACCAGAUUGCCCCUUCUAUAUGAAAAACAGGUUCUGUAAAUUUGGGGCACAAUGUAGGUUUAAUCACCCAAAGGAUUUGACUCAUACCAUGCAGAGCCCAACGAAUGUAAAAAAAUCUGUUGCCACUGAUGAACAUCAUCAAUCUACCAGAAUUGCAGUAGAAGAUAAUGUGCCCCAGCAAGAGCAGUAUCCUGAGAGACCUGGUCAGCCAAACUGCCGGUACUACCUGCAAUUUGGGAAAUGUAAAUUUAUGUCUGCGUGUAUAUUUCACCAUCCAAGAGAUGGACUUCCAGUUGCGUGGAAACCCUCAGAAUGCCCAUUCUAUAUGAAAACUGGGAAAUGUCAGUUUGGGUCAGCAUGUGAAUUUCAUCAUCCCAAAGAUAUAUGUUCAACUAGAGGUAUGUCAUUAUCAUUGACUGACUUGGCAUGUGAUAAUUUCACAAGGCGAGAGAAUGCUGUGCAGACACAAGAACAAAUCAUGUAUCCUGAAAAGCCAGGUGAACCUCGGUGUUUCAACUACAUGAGGCAUGGCUCCUGUAGGUUUCAGAUGAACUGCAAAUACCACCAUCCAGCAGACUGGCUCUCUAGGAAACAGUAUGACUAG
Messenger RNA from Triticum aestivum (bread wheat), 1356 nucleotides. Its product is annotated as zinc finger CCCH domain-containing protein 8-like. The record is from RefSeq and is a predicted model, not a curated record. NCBI's taxonomy places the organism in Eukaryota, Viridiplantae, Streptophyta, Magnoliopsida, Poales, Poaceae. The transcript has 7 exons. Bases 1 to 1356 code for a protein of 451 amino acids. Gene Ontology annotation, molecular function: mRNA binding; metal ion binding.